UUGGGCAUUAUCCCACUACACCCGUUUAUGAAAAACGCCCCAUAAUCCCCAUUGCUGAGUGGGCUAUCACAUGGCGCAAAACGCCCAAGGGUGGGGGCAUUAUUUGGGUCUUCCCCUACACAUGGUCGAACUUAGAUCUUGAUAUUUUAGUGAUAUUCUUUUGGAAAGGCUAAUAAUUUAGUGAUAUAAUCGGUUGCCCAGAAAAAUAGGGAUUCACGAAUUUUUAAAAAAAUAGGGAUUAAUUAGCAAUCAUCAGCGCUCUAAAUACUUAGGAAGUAGAAGCGCAUUCAAUGCGCUUCGCCCAGAAAAAUCACCUAGGUGCCAAAGUCGACCGCUUUUGAUAACUAUGAUUUCAACGAGCUUUGUAUUUUUCAUAGCACUAUAUAGCAGUAACUUAUAUAGAAAAGAAAAGAUUGCUAUCCCAUCACCUAUAUGGUAAAAAGCUAGUUGUUUAAUGUAUAGAAAUCAUGAAGGUUUGAGUCUAAAUAAUACGUGGCAAAGUGGGUGGGCCGAAUGGGUUCGGGUCAUGAUGGGCUUGGGUCGAAACGAAGUAUUUUUUAAAAACUAAUCAUUGGUUCAGAUGAGAACAUGUUUGACAAAAAUGGAUAUGAGUUGCAGCAAGAUUGUCUUACAAAACCAUAAUGAAUUUAAAGAUAGCAAAGAUUACUUAUUUGAAAUCGAAAAACUUAAAUAUUAGAAACCUUACAUAUAUGAAAGAAGUUUAAAGCAUUGUCCAUUCUGCAUUUGGGGCUAGUUAUUAUGUAAUAAUCAGAUUAAUUGCUUGAAUACUUUAUUAUGUAAUAAUUAAAUCCGCUUUUACUUCCCUUAAAUAAACCUUUUCAAAUGCUUUUUUUUUACAUAGCAAGUGCCUUUACUUGAUUAGUUAGUUUUUACCUUUAUCAGUUGCUUAACGAUCUUUGCUCUUUCUUAAUUUGCUUAUACUAGAGUGUGAGUACGAUCUAUUUGGGCAUGAUAGUUACAUGUACUUAAAUUGUGAUGAUUUUGAAGCGGUUUUUACAUUCACCAAGCUGACCGAUGUUGUCAUCACUUCUUAUAUAAUGUUCCUGUAUGAGCAAAUUAAAAAAGAGCAAAUACAUGAUUGUGGAAUAUGUUUUAUGAACCCGUCUGCAAUUUCACGGGCUGAUCAACGCAAACCCAAACACAUCGAGGAUGCAAGUAGAGCGGUUGCAGAUCGAUUGUAUAAAAGAAAUGGCAAUGACAUCAUCCUAUUGCCCUACAACCCCGGGAAACCAUUGGGUGUUGGCAGUACUAAACCUGAAAACAACUACUUGCUAUUAUCUUGAUUCCUUACAGCCUAGAAGUGUCGAUGAGCAGUUGAGGCAAAUUAUUGAUACGGCAAUGGCCGUGUAUGCUUCAGAAAGUGGUGCCAACAUAAGGGUUAAACUCGUAUGGAUUAACGCUAGGUGUCCACGUCAGCCAGGAGGCACUGAAUGCGGCUACUAUGUGAUGAAGUUCAUGAAGGAGAUAGCUUACGAAGGAGUUGAAAUACUUGACAAUGAUAAUGUUGGGAAAGGAGUAGAAGAAUACUCGGCUGCGGAUAUGGAUGGCAUUCGUGAGGAUUGGUCGACUUAUGCGGUUAACUCUAUUUUUAAGUUAUAAACCGUAUUUUAGGUGUUGAUAAUGUAUUGACAAACAAUUCUUUUUUUGUUAACGUUAAAAUAUUUGUAGUAUACUUGACAAAUGAUUAUGUAAUGGAUUGUUUUGGUAUAUA
Molecule: messenger RNA, 1732 nt
Organism: Helianthus annuus (common sunflower)
Lineage: Eukaryota; Viridiplantae; Streptophyta; Magnoliopsida; Asterales; Asteraceae
Exons: 6
Coding region: 1171-1620 (149 amino acids)
Biological process (GO): proteolysis
Molecular function (GO): deNEDDylase activity; cysteine-type peptidase activity
Source: RefSeq, a predicted model, not a curated record